Molecule: messenger RNA, 1650 nt
Organism: Dendroctonus ponderosae (mountain pine beetle)
Lineage: Eukaryota; Metazoa; Arthropoda; Insecta; Coleoptera; Curculionidae
Exons: 6
Coding region: 228-1544 (438 amino acids)
Source: RefSeq, a predicted model, not a curated record
GGCCAAAUCCUGCGGUGGCAGUACCAAGAAAAGCCGGGAGAUCGUGCAAGGAAAUGCGUCUUACAACAAAGGCGUGGCACUGGCUGCACAUAAACCUGAAUAAAAAACUGUAGCAAGGACUCGUAACGGUAUAAAUGGGAAAAUAUGAGGUAAACAAAUAUCAAAACUGGUACCACAUUGUCAUUUCGCGUAAACUGGCCGGUGCCUGUUGACGGGGAAGUUUGAACAUGCAGCUCGAACUGAUAUUCCUGCUCCUGUUGGAAGUUAGUAGGGGGGCGCCAAACGAUGGUUUCCCCAUCCUGAACCCAGGGGGCAUCGGGGGCAUUUUCAAAGGCCCCGACUCAGAAACCAUCAUCCGCGGCCCGGACGGUAGCCAGAUUAGCUCAGAACAGACGGGCGGCUCCAUAGUGAGCCCGCAGGGAUUUGCUGGUCCAAUCGUGGCUGCUGAUGCUGCCAUUUCCUCAGAGCCUCCAUUGAUUGACGUUGAACACAUCAGCUCCCCUCUUCCAGUGGACGUGAAGCCUAUUGAGAUCGUGCAGCAGGAUCCGCAUAUAAUAGAGACUGAGAUCGUCGCCGCCCCCGAUGUGGAGCCGGAGCAAAGCUCCGACCUAAAAGGACCCUCUGGUCGGAUCAUCACCAAGGGUUCGGCCUCAAUUGUGUCUGGACCUGCCUCCACUACUAUUACAGAGCCCAGAAAAGUCAUCGUGGCGCCUGCGAGAAUUGCGCCAGAGCUUCUAGUUGAUUCCCUCCCAGUGCUGUCGUCCACAGUGGCUCCUCUGGUUUCUUCAGCAGAGCCUCUAGUUCCCCUGGGCCUUUCCACGACGGUUGCUCCCGUGGAGUUGGGAUACUCCACUGAGGCUCCUCUCACCUUAGUAGACUCGGGCAGGAUUGAUUUGGGCCAGGUUUCAACCAACUCCCUCAGUCUUCCUGAUGUGGCGAGCGGCUCGGUGCCCGAAGUGGAGUACAGCUCUUCCUUUGGAGUGCUACACGCCCAAGAACUUCCAGCUAGUGGCAGGCUGUAUGCAUCUACUGAUCUGCCUCCAGCGGCCAGCACUCUCUUUAGCCCCACCACUGCGGGUCAUUUGCUGCCGCCCGAUGCCCUAGCAGAGUCCACUGUGCAGUCGAUAUCUUCCACGGCGUCCCCCAAUAUUCAGAAGAUCCGCAGGGUUGAAGAGGAGAGGAUUGCAGCGGAUGGGCGCAUAGAUCUGGGAGAUUCCGUUCCUCCCAAACCUACUCCUCAGUCCUCAUACCAAAUCCCCCAGGUUCUAAGCCUGGCACUGUCGAAGUUCUACGAAAAAAGCGCCGUUAAGGACGGUAAUGGGGUGGCCAUUGACGACAAGUUAGGUGAACUGGACCAGAACGAAAUUCCCCUGGCUACUAGCCAGGGCUACUUGCUGCCCCCCGAUCUUUCACAAGCCAAGUAUAUCGCUCCAGCGCUGGAAAGGCAGGGCGUCGACCCUUCCCAAGUUACUCUGGCCCAAGUACCUCUGUCGCAAGUCAACAAAUUCACCUCUGGAUAUCAACCUGGAUACGGCAGGAUAUAGGCAAAGUGCGAAGCAUACUACUACUAGUCAAAUAACGCUAAUACUGUGUUUAAGUAAUUAUUAUAUUAAAAGUUCACGCAUAAAAUGUGAAGCAAGUGCAAAGAAA